Ctenopharyngodon idella (grass carp) is the source of this 5166-nucleotide messenger RNA. It is a transcript of the gene ptpn18, whose product is annotated as protein tyrosine phosphatase non-receptor type 18. Gene Ontology annotation, molecular function: non-membrane spanning protein tyrosine phosphatase activity. Gene Ontology annotation, cellular component: cytoplasm; nucleus. Gene Ontology annotation, biological process: peptidyl-tyrosine dephosphorylation. NCBI's taxonomy places the organism in Eukaryota, Metazoa, Chordata, Actinopteri, Cypriniformes, Xenocyprididae. The coding region runs from base 399 to 1952 and encodes 517 amino acids. The transcript is spliced from 17 exons. The record is from RefSeq and is a predicted model, not a curated record.
UGUGUCUGUAAUCGACGAUUUGUCUGUUUAUUAUUAUUUAGCUCUGGUGCUGCCACAAAGGACGAUGGGAAAUGUAGUUUACUUUCACUAAGCUAAAUGAGAGAGUUGUAGUAGUUUCUCCCUUUAUCGCUUCAGGUGAGGUUCUGACUGCGGAUUGGCUGGAAUGAUAAAGUGGGCUUGGCGACGGCUAAUGAUUGACACAACGCCUUACAUGAAGGUGACCAGCAAAAACAUCAGCGGGAGAAACUUCCCUGUGUCAGUUCUGCUGCCUGGAUAACUUUUAUCAAGACGGAAACAGGGCAGGCUUAUUGUUAAAUGAUCAUAUAUUCGUGGUGAAGAAAGUACAGGGAGUCCAGUAUCAAAAAACGACGCAAUAAGAUGCUGAUGAGAGUGAUUAUAUGGUGAUGGAAGCGCACCUGUUGAGUUUCGUGGAGCGGGUCCGCUGUUUGUCCGACCAUGACAGCAGUGGAGAACUCAUCUCCACCGAGUUCAGCUUGAUACGACAGAAAAGUGCAUCACUGAAAGAGGAUUAUGGCCUGACCACUGCGGCAGGAGAGCUCAAAGAAAAUGUGAAGAAAAACCGCUACAGGGAUAUUCUGCCCUAUGAUCAGACCAGAGUCUGUCUAACUCCAACCACAUCUGAAUACGAGUCUGAUUAUAUUAAUGCCAACUUCAUCAAGGGAGCUGCUAAGAACAAGAUGUAUAUCGCCACCCAAGGCCCUUUGAGCAGCACUGUGAUUGAUUUCUGGCGUAUGAUUUGGCAACACAAUGUAAAGGUCAUAAUCAUGGCUUGUCGAGAGGUUGAGAUGGGAAAGAAAAAAUGUGAAGUCUACUGGGCGUCAACCACCGACACAUCCACUUUUGGUCCCUUUACUGUCUCAACAUUUGAGGAGUUGCGACCAAAUGAGGAAGUCAUUGUUCGGACGUUGGUGGUAAAUUAUUGUGAUGAAACUCGUGAAGUGUCUCAUUUCCAGUAUACUGCCUGGCCGGACCACGGAAUUCCAGACAUGCCGGAUGGCAUUCUGGGUAUGAUGGAGUUGGCUCGCCAAAAACAGGGCAACCAGACGGUCCCUUUAGUGAUCCACUGCAGUGCCGGCUGUGGUAGAACCGGGGUCAUUUGUGCUGUUGACUAUGUCAAUGAUCUACUACUGACAGAGCAAAUACAGGAGGAUUUUAAUAUCUUGGACCUGGUGUUAGAACUCAGAAGACAGAGACCUUCAGCUGUGCAGACCAAGGAGCAGUAUGGAUUUGUCUUUCAUACGGUUGCUCAGAUGUUUCAGAAGGUCUUGCAGGCUAUAAACAAGGAUACAGAGACUUCGACCUCUCUGUACAUCAAUGCGGUUCUGCCGAAGGCUUCAUUGAAAUCAGGAACAUUAGGCAGCUUCAGCGUAUCCACCAAAAUACGAAAUCCUCCUCUCAAGCCCAGGCUUUCUCAUCCUAUUCCUCAGACCAGGAUGAACGACACUUAUGCGGUCGUCAACAAGCCAAAACUGCAGCCCCCCAGCUCUGCCACUCCUUCACUCACUGUCCAUUACUACGACAAUGCUAAAUCAGAGAAGAGCAAUAACAACGCUGUGUACAGUGCAGUCAAACCUAAAAACAGGCCUGGAUCAUUCCUGCCUCCUCCCACCUCACCGGGUUAUGACAGAUCAACGACAGCCAAUCAGAGAGGAGGACUGUCACCUAAAGCAAUAGACCACGACGGUUAUGAGCUAUUGCCAGGGGAGUUGAGGUCCGUGAAUAGAGAUGCACAGCCACGCGGUCCUCUUUCACGAUCCCCAAGCGCAACUGAGAGCCAAUCUUCUACAGAUGAUGAUUAUGAAUAUGUGACUAGCGUCGUCAAGGACACCAGCAGCCCAUUUGCCCCGGGCAGCCUGGGUUUCAACUGUCGCAUAAAGAAACCCAAAGGCCCACGAGAUCCACCGGCCGAAUGGAGUCGUGCAGAAAGAUGAAACGAGAACAGGUUUUAGGUUUUAUAAAGAGUUAACCGGAUUCAGUAGAUGCACAGCUGUUUUCACGCUGGGUAAUAGAGCGUUUAUUUAUUUCCGUCAGAGGUUGCACUCCUUGUUUUGUUUGUAUUACUGUUUUAAUUGUUGCAAUUUAUGAUUAUGUUGUUUAGUUUAUUAAUGUAUUUGUGCGGCAAAUACUUAUACUAGAAAUAGUAGAAAUUGAAAAUUUGAGUGCUGAUUUAAGAAUGCAUCUGUGAUGUACGAUAAAAGGGGCCAUUUCAUUUCAUAUAUCUAUUUUUUUUAAUAGUUUUAGUCAUUUAUGGUGUUCACAUUUUUAUGUGCCAUAAUUGUAAAUGUUGGUGGUAAUCUGUAUUUGCUAUGAUAAUAUAUUCAUCUGACUUCAGCAAGUUACCGUUUAGUUUCAGUAGAUGUUCUUUUUGGAUGUUUUCAAUAUGUUUUGAUUGUACAUUGAACCUUUUUAUCUAAAGGCAUCAAGGAAAAUUUGAUAUGAUAUGACCCUCUUUAGCAGGGUUGUCAAACUGCUCUCAGGAGGGACCACAGCCCUACAGAGUUUAGUUCCAACUUUUCUCUAACACACGCGAUUCCAAAUGGCGUUUUUGCACACUUGAAGGGCACUUCAGGAGGGUGAGGAAAGUGAACAACUGAAUCCCUUCACGAAGCUCCCUUCCACAAGUCUGUUAGUGAAGGGAACUUGCGAUGGUCACUUAAAGGAAGUAAUUUAAUCGUUUAUGGUCAUGACCCAGAGUGACAAGUCCUCGCAAUUCAUUUUAAAUCUACAUAAAGCGGGACAGUUGGCGUUAAUGUAUGAACAGAAUAAUUCAAGUUGUUUUGGUGUGAUAUAUUACAUUUUUGUGCGCCAAAAAACAACUUUAUUCAACAAUAUCUAGUGAUGGGCGAUUUCAAAACACUGCUUCAUGAAGCUUCGAAGCUUUACGAAUCUUUUGUUUCGAAUCAGUGGUUCAGAGCGUGUAUCAAACUGCCAAAGUCACGCCCCCCAGUGGUAAACCACUGAAAUUUCGAAACGCUUAUGACGUAAUGAAGCCUCGUUUACUGAAAUCACGUGACUUUGGCAGUUUGAUACGACAUGAGGGUGAGUAAUAAAUGACAGAAUUUUCAUUUUUGGGUGAACUAACCCUUUAACUCUUUCCCUGCCAGGUUUUUUUUUUUUUUUUUUUUUUUGGUCAUUUUCUCAAUGUUAUGGCUCAUAAAAUAAUUUUUUGUAUGAAUAUCUGAACAUGCAAUAUAUCAAAAGAAAUAACAGACCCUCUGCUUUUCAACAACAGCAACGUUCUUUUUUAUCAACAUUUGAAUGUUGGUAAGUUUCAUACAAAAAAAACAAAAAGCAACAUUUUGAGAAAAAAACAAUUUUUUCAAAGACUACAUCUAGACCAGAUUCAGUAUGAUGAUGUGCAAAACACAUGGAGUAGAUCAAACCUAUCAACACCCCCAAAGCUUGCACAGUCCUAACCACUUCCUGGGUCGACAUUUCACUCAGUAAUAUUAGGCCAUUUUGAUUUUGAUAACUCGUUAAUGGCAGGGAAAGAGUUUCUGAUUUAUGUGUUUAAUGCUUAACUUAUAAAGUUAAGAGCAGAUCAGGAACACACACAUAUAAAGCAUAUUUUGAAAACUUUAUUAUAAAUGUACAUUUAUUUGUAUCAUAUUAACAGCAAUAAUAAGAUAUUCCUUUGUCAUGGUAACAUUCCAUGUGAAGCUAAUGAGGAAAUGACAUGGUCUUUCAUUGCUCUUUUUGCCAAGUGUGUUCCAAAUGGCUUCAUUAUGACACACAAGUGCCCUGCUCCCUCCAAAAUCCCCACUUCAAGGGCUCUGCCCUUCGAAAUGAGUAGGGGUACUCACUUCUCACUUUUUCAAAUAAGCCUAAAGGGCUUGACUAGCUGAAUCAGGUGCAUUUAAUUAAGGUUGAAGCUAAACUCUGCAGGGGGUCUCCAGGAACUAAGUUUGACAUCCCUGCUUUAAGUCAACAGCUUGUUUGUCGUUGUUGCAAUAUGAUGCAUUUCUCAGUAGAGGGCAGUGUUGAGGUGUAGUUUCUCUUCAUGGCACUCCCCAGAAAGACAGAUCACUUAGGUUAUAAAAAUAAAGUCAUUUACAGACAAUAUAACAUGUGCAUAAUUAUUGAUGCCACAUCUUAUCUAUGAUUCUACCCUUUUGAUAUUUAACCAUAAGAACAUCUUACUGCAUGACGCUGUGUGUUGUGUAUAAAGCGUUUUUAAAUUAAGUUCUAAAUCCAGUGCUAACUAUCUGUCCAAUCUUAGCACUCAUUUCAGGGAUAGAACCAUAAAACUUGCCCUCUAAACUCCAGUGCGAUUUUAUUUCCGUCAUGAAAAUCAAUGGAAUCUUAAGUUGUGCUUAAAGCUGAGAGCACGUUUUCCCAGAUGCUCGGCCUAUUGGCAGCAUUCCUGGAUGCGUGUUUUUGAUGAUGAAUCAUUCUCACAGUAUGGUAACAGCAAUAUCUUGCAGAAAUGCUGUGAGAUGCUCUCUACUGCUCUUUACACCAUAUCAAACAUGCAUCGCCUGGUUAAGACUAACUGCUUUAAUGUGGCCGCAGCAUAAAGACUUGCAGUCGUAUCAUGUUAACAGGUCUAAUGACUUCUUAUAAAACGGAUAGAUCUGGUCCUGGAUGCUGAUUGGUCAAUAUACCAUUCCAGCUAUGCUAAAAUACAUGAUAUAGGUUGAAUUUGUACGCCAUUCUUGCAACCUUGACGGAAAUGCUACUUUUCAUGAAUGAAUAUAAGCAUGAAUGAAUGAAUGAAUAUAAGCAUGGAUUGUGCUGACUGACAUUUUCAAGAUAACUUUCUGAUUUGCCCAAAUAAAUUUCAGUGGCAUAUGUUUUCAUGUAGACCAACAUUUCCUGGAUGUUGAUGUCAUAAAGGAACUGGCUUUUUGUUAGGUGUUAUUUUUAAUCAACAGGAUGCACCUGUAUUUAAGUAUAUUGUUGUUGUGGUGGUUGUUGUUGUUGUUUUCUUCAAUAUAUUAAUGUAAUAUUAUGUAAAAGGAACUGUCUUUUUCUUUUUGUUUGUGUGUGUGUGUGUGUGUGUAGGCUGUAGGUAAUAAAAAUCAUUCAUAUCUUCAAUAAAUUAUUAUAUUAUGUAUAUUUUUCACACACACACACAUCAACGGUGUAGUAAGUAGUAGACAAUUUGAUAGGUAAAAUAAAAAUAGAAAUAUAUGGGGAAAUGAA